Molecule: messenger RNA, 192 nt
Organism: Macaca mulatta (Rhesus monkey)
Lineage: Eukaryota; Metazoa; Chordata; Mammalia; Primates; Cercopithecidae
Source: RefSeq, a predicted model, not a curated record
AAGCUCCACCUCCAGGGUUCACACCAUUCUCCUGCCUCAGCCUCCCAAGUAGGUGGGACUACAGGUGCCUGCCACCAUGCCUGGCUAUGUGUUGGCCAGGCUGAUCUCGAACUCCUGACUUCAGGUGAUCCACCUGCAUCAGCCUCCCAAAGGGAAAACUACCUCUUUGUCUUUUAUGAGGAGACAAACUGA